AGGUUAAUCAGAAAAUCGGCGUCAUUUGCAUCAUUGUUCGUUAAGAUCACGGGUAUUAGCUGCGCAAAAAAAUGUCCGGCAACGAACGCACAUCAAUGCCCGAAAGCCCGUUUCGAACAGGAACACCGUCAAGGAUGCCAUCGGCGUUCGGUGAGAAGACCUAUGUCAGCAAAGAAGAACAUGAAAAAGAACGGAGCAGAUGGCUUGGGAAAAUGGAAGAAGUUGAAAAAAGAUUGAUGGAUGCGGAAACUUUGAAUUCUUCGUUGACAAUUAACAAAGCUGAAUUGAAAAAGAAAAUAGUUGAUAUGGAAAAGGGACAACGCCCGAUGAUUGAUGCCAACAGAAAACUUUCUGAUCGAAACAAGGUUCUUCAGCAAGAAGUGAAAAAAGUCGAGCAACGAUUCAGUCAUAGUCGUGAUGAUUUUCUUACUUUGAAAGACAUUCACGAACGGCUUCUCAAAGAAAACGCGUGUCUCAAGGAAAAACGUGUUUCUCCAGAAAAACUCGAAGAACUCAGUCGCUAUCGAAACAAAGUCUUGGAGUACUCGAAAUGUAUCACGGCCCUCCGCAGUUCAGCUUAUGAAAAGGACAAACGGUAUGAGAUGCUGGUGCAGAAAUUUAAGCGUUUGCAGAAAUGUCUUAAGAAAAGUGAAAACGACGAUGACAGAAUGAGCAAUGGUGGAAGCGAUUGUUCAGCAGCCAGCACAGUCAGCCUUGAUACGAUUACAGAGGAUUUCGAAGAGGUUUUUGCCAAGGAUAUUGAAACCGACUAUCAAGCGUUGUAUAGGGAAAACGCCGAGCUGCAAAGGGCAUUGAAUGAACUACAACUAAACACUUCUGAUCUAAGCGAGGAAAGUUUCUUGCGAGACCAGAUCAGCUUUGCCAAUUCGACAAUCGAACAACAACAACUUGUCAUCGACGCAACACAGGAUAUGAUGUCCCAAACUGCUCAACUCAAAUCGACCAUUGCUGGUCAACAAGAACAUAUUCGAAGCUUAGAAACAACUGUUGAUGACCUCAAACAGCAAAUUGCAUCUCAAACUGAAAGAAAUGAUGUGCUCGAGUUUCAAGUGCUCGAAAUGGAAGAAAAUCAAAAACAACAGGAUACAAUUGCUGCGAAACAAUCAACGUUUGAAUCAGAAAAAACUCAAUUGCUCAAAGAACUUGAUGAAGUGAAGAAAGCACAUGCGAAUCAACUUAAGAGCAUUGCAUUAAUCAAAAAGGAAUUGGAGGAUCACAAGGCUGCUGCUCCAUCGGUUAAACCAACAUUAUCAGAAUCAGAACAAGUCGACGCAUUACAACAAAAAUUUGAGAAAGCUGAAGCCGCUAAUGUUAGCAUUAAUGAAGAACUCAGAUCAGCUUCAAAGGAACUGGGCAAAAUAAGAUUUCAGAUGCAAGGAAAAGAAAGUGAUUUAAGCAGAGAACGAAAAAUGACCGAAGCUUUAAGCGCUCAAUUACAAUCCGUUGUAUCGUCGUCACAAGAAGAAGCUUUGAAAAAAGAAGAAGAACUUAAAAAGCUAAAAGCCACAGUGGAACUGCAACAAGCGGAAAUUGAGAAAAUGCAUGAAGAUAAGAAGGAAGCUGAUCAAAAGUUCAAAAAUCUUGAGAAAGAAUAUGCAGCAUACAGAGAUGAACAACGGCCUGAAAUAAAAACAGAGUUAGAGAGAAGAUACGAAGAAGCAAAAUACAGACUUAAAAAUGCCCUCGAAAAAAUUCAUGAUUACGAGCUACUGUACGAAGCUGCAAAGAAGUCAGAAAAUGAUGGAUCUAUUUCAAAACAUUUGGAAGAGGAACUUAUUGAGGUGAAAGAAUUCAAUGCUCAUUUGGAACGUCAGUUCCAGUCUCAAUCAGAUAUUAUUGAAGCCUUGAAAAAGAAGCUGCUCCAACACAGAUCAUUUUGUGAUAAGAUCAAUAAGUUGUCAGAACUUGAAGAUGCUAGCAGAAUUCAGGAAGAACUAGUAAUGUUCUCAAGAGAGAAUAAUUGCGACGAAGGGAAGAUUGCUGCAAAUAUCGCACUCAUAAUCAAGGAUAUCCGCAAGAACACAUUCUACUCACCAUUGGAAAUCUCCACCGCCCAUCAUAAGAUUCGCCCAUACAGCUCGGUAGACUCAUCUGCGGAGUGGCAGUCAAACAGCAGUGAAGGUAUCGUCUCACCAGACGAGCAUGACGAAUAGACAAUUUUGAUAUCCAAUAUGUGCAAUUUCUAAUUUAUGACACCUCCUUCUCCUCCUCAUCCCACAUCUUUCAUUGAAUUCCAUUUACUUUUCUUUUUGGAAAUAUUAUCAAUUUUUCGAUUAUGAUUCUAAAAUAUUUUCAACUCCCGAGAGUUUUUUUUCUUAAGUUCUAUUUUCACCAAUAUCGGGAAGCAUUUAUUGGAAUGCAGCAACUCACUUAUUCAUACUUUUAUUGCUUAACUUUGUAUUUGUAUAAUUUGAAAACGAACAUUGAAUAAAAAUACAAAUUCAAAAUUUG
Caenorhabditis elegans is the source of this 2472-nucleotide messenger RNA. RefSeq names its product JAKMIP_CC3 domain-containing protein (gene C14H10.2). The record is from RefSeq and is marked reviewed. Lineage: Eukaryota; Metazoa; Nematoda; Chromadorea; Rhabditida; Rhabditidae. Bases 72 to 2174 code for a protein of 700 amino acids. The transcript has 16 exons.